Messenger RNA from Bactrocera dorsalis (oriental fruit fly), 2675 nucleotides. RefSeq lists its product as uncharacterized. The coding region runs from base 1113 to 2507 and encodes 464 amino acids. The record is from RefSeq and is a predicted model, not a curated record. The transcript has 2 exons. NCBI's taxonomy places the organism in Eukaryota, Metazoa, Arthropoda, Insecta, Diptera, Tephritidae.
UAUUAUAGGUGAAAGUAUAUAGUAGACGAAUUCUUUUUCUUAACAACGCAAUCGACCUUUUCGGUCUCUAAAACAAUCGGUAGCUGAAAAUCGCGUGAGUCUUACAAUUACCAAUUUUGAAGUAAUACAAAGAAGUGAGAAAGUAUUGUCAGAGGGAAGAGAGACAUAGUAACAUAGAGAGGAGAGUUUUUCUAACAUAAGUAGGUUUUCUAAGGUGGGAGCUUUGAAGAUGAUUUCUUUAAGAUUUGAAGAAAUAGUAGAAGAUGUAAGCACAGCUUGUUUUUGCUUUGAGAUUCGAGUUUAAUAGAAAAAUGGAGUUCCGUAUUACAAUAAAUGUAUACAAGUUAAGCCGAGCUGUGCUGAUUUCCUCCUGAUUUACAUGAUUUCAACAUUGGCUUCAACAUAACCAAAAUAGCAAUACGUUUUCAAUCAUGAGAAAGUUCAGAACAAAAAAGACAGGAAACAGAAAUUUACGUUGUUGAAGAAAUAAAUGAAAUAUUGAACUUUUCAGGCACUCUGAUAUUAAUUUUUUUCAGGAUUACCUAACGCCUGACAGCAAUAAUUUAUUAUGAAGUAUUGAAAUGUUAACUUUACACCAAUAAUAUAGUAAUUACACACAACACCACUGUUUUGCGCACAAUAUUUAUAAAAUCAAUGUUCCGCCGCAGCAAAUCGCUAGCUAGAAAAAGCACUACAGGAAAAUGCAAAUAAUAUUGCUCGCUUGCCGUCGCUUCUAUGUCAGCGGCAGCAGCGUUUUCCACGACCUGGCGUCUGUGUUGGCCUAAGCUUUUUUGCCAAUCGUCCGCAUGAUAUAAUAACGGAUUGAGCUGUUAACUCGUUUUACUAGUUGCCGCACGCCAGAGCAUUUGCUACAAAGCUGCUGCACGCGAACCUUUAGCUGAAAAUCUCCACAAGCCAAGCGCACAGUUCUUUGUUGCAAGCCGCAACAAACGGUCGUAAGCUCCCUCGAAACGCUGUUAAAGUUAAAGUGUGCGCGCGUGUCAUUAAAAUAUUGCAAAUAUUGUGUGAACCGGACUGCAAACGGGCAUCGUUAGUCGGCGCCGCUUUUAUAUAGAGUUAACGCUUCGCUUAAAGCGAUUUUUCCGUACACAAUGCGCGUCGUCCGAGUCCUUUUUGGCGUCGCGCUGUUGUUCGUUGGCUGCGAUGCUUUAGAGUUAAGUGCAGCUGCUAAUACAAAGCUCGACUUGCAGGAUCGUAGUCGGCGCAGCUUGGAUGUGGGCUGGCUGCUACGAAAUUUGCUGCUAAAUAGCGCCACUGCCAGCGAUUUGAAGGCGAAUGUGACGCGCACACUUGCCGCAUCAAGACUACCACCACCGCUGCCACCAACAACGCGACGACCGAGAACAACGCGUCCGCCAACUACACCUGCACCGCCUCCGCCACAGCCGCCAUUCAAUCCGUUCUUUAACAAGUUUGCUUUAUUUGCAAGCUCGUCAGAUUUGUUUAACCCAACGAUGCGCCCCACAACAACAACUACUACCACCACCACGACUACUGAAGCACCUGAGACACCUGAGACACCACCGCCACCGCCUCCGCCUCCGUCAAGACGUCCGCGUCCGCGCCCACGCCCAAAACCCUUUCCACGUCCACCGCCUGGUUAUAAUAGACCACCAUAUGGCUAUGGCUAUGACUAUGACUAUUUUUAUCCUUCUGGGUACGACGGCUCUCUGUCACGCGGUAACCCGCGCUUUGGUCCUAUUGAUUACGAUUAUGAUGAUGCGUCUACCGCACAGUCCGCGCCACCACCAUCGCCACCACCACCGCCAUCACCACCAGCACCACCAUCCCAGCCAUCGGCGCCACGUAAAGCCGCACGCAAUCGUCAACGCCCUGCAGCUCCACCACCACCGCCACCGCCAGCGCCAACCCAACCGGCACCACCACCAAUGCCACCAAUUAGGCGUCGACCAUCAGCAGCAUCAGCACCAUCACCACCACCGCCUCCAGCUAGAUCUCGACCACCGCCACAACCACAACGCGAUCGACUAUUGUACCAGUAUGCGCAGCCAGAUGAUACCUCAUCCAAUGAAAGCGCUGAUGAUGUAGCCGGACCGCCGGAAGCCGCACCCGAAGCAGAUAAUCCACCAGAAGAAGCAGACGAUGAUAGUAAUGCAGCACCGGAGGGCGCUGACGCGACGAACGGCGAUGUAGGUGAUGAAAAUGAAAUUCCUGAAAAUGAUGAUGAUGCUGGGCCACCGCCCGAAGUUCUAUCACCGCGUCUGCCUUCCUUUGGACGACGACCCAACGCAGGGCCAGCGCCCUCGUCACCUUUUGCCUCACCAUCUUACUAUGAUGCAAUUCCCUCUUCUCCAUAUAAUUUCGGUUCCUUUAACGCUGGCUCGGGAUUUGGUAGUUCCUCUUUCGGCUUCAGUCGUGCUAGUCCUGCUAAGGGUGGAUAUAAGUUCCGUGAUGCCUUCUCUGAUUUCCAAACCAGCUACGACGAUGGUCGCUUUCAGCCAAGCGGCUUCGGUUCAUACAAUUAGUCUUUUAUUUAGGUGUGUAAUUUGAUUUUUUAGUUUUUUAUGAACUUAUUUUUUAGAUUAUGUCUUAUCGGAAGAUCACUGUAUUUAAUCCCAUGUACUUUUUUGUUAAAUUUAUCAUGCAUAUAUUUGGUAAUUUUUUAAGAAAUCUUAUAAUAAAAAUGUAUACAA